CCUCGGAAUCCGGCCGGGAUAAGGGCGGGGGAGGAGCCUGCUCCGGGACGCUUAUAAGCCGUGCUUUCUGCCCCACCCUCCUCCUCCGGACACAGCGGGGAGUGCGUGGCUCUUGUGAGUCUGGCGGCAGCGGCAGCAGCAGCAGCCGCAGCCACAGCAGCGAGUCGGUGGCGGCCAUGGUGCUGUGCCCGGUGAUCCGGAAGCUCGUCAGCAAGCGCGUGGUGCUGGCCAGUGCCUCGCCCCGGAGACAGGAGAUCCUGAGCAGCGCCGGCCUGCGAUUUGAGGUAGUGCCAUCCAGAUUUAAAGAGACUCUGGACAAGGCUUCAUUUUCUGUACCUUAUGAGUAUGCCAUGGAAACAGCAAAACAAAAGGCCCUUGAAGUGGCUAACAGGAUGAAUGUGAAAGACUUUAGACCUCCAGACGUUGUUAUAGGAGCAGACACUAUUGUGACGGUGGAUGGACUAAUCCUGGAGAAGCCAACCGAUAAGCAAGAUGCCUAUAACAUGCUGUCAAGGUUAAAUGGAAAAGUACACAGUGUAUUUACUGGAGUAACCAUCGUUCAUUGCAGCAGUAAAGGUAAUCAGCUAGAAACAGAAGUCUUUAAAUUCUAUGAGGAAACCAAAGUUAAAUUUUCUGACCUGUCGGAGGAGCUUUUAUGGGAAUACAUUCAUAGUGGAGAACCAAUGGACAAAGCUGGUGGCUAUGGCAUACAGGCCCUUGGGGGCAUGUUAGUGGAGUAUGUUCAUGGAGACUUUUUGAAUGUGGUAGGGUUCCCACUGAACCACUUUUGCAAAAAGUUGGUGGAAUUGUAUUAUCCACCCCCUAAAGAUGCCAUACAUCAUGUAAAGCAUGACUCAAUCCCUUCAGUAGAAACCUUUGAAGUUCUAAGUGAUGAAGAACUUGGCAGUUCAACUCAACGAAAUUCGAACGUCAAGCUACAAGGUGACAAUGCAUUCUCUUCUGGAGCUCCUGGGAGCCUAGGAAAGAAAGAAAUACACCAAGACACGAUGGGAGAGCCUGUGGUGAAAUGCAGUGGGGACAUGGAAAGCCUGACUAAAUUUCCAUCUACUCUUGUAGAGCUUUUGGAUGGUUUUAAAGCUUCAAAGGCAAUGUUUGUGGCCUGUAAGCUAAAGGUGUUUGAUCUGCUCAAAGGCAAAGCCCAUCUGAAGGCCAAAGAUGUUGCUGACCACAUCAGUGCAUCUGUGUGUGGGACCGAGAGAUUACUUGAUUCCUGCACAGCCCUUCAAUUAUUAAAGAAAACCAACCAAGGUUACAGUAACACAGGAUUGGCUGAGAAGUACUUGGUGUCUGACAGUGAAUAUUCUCUGCAUGGCUAUAUCAUGCAUGCUAAUGAUCAUGUUUGGCCACUGUUCACACAUCUGGAAUCUGCUGUCAAAGAGGGAACAAAUCAGAACCAUCGAGCUUUUGGAAAGAAUGUUCAGGACUUAUUUCAGGACUCCUAUUAUCACAGCAUGGAGACAAAACUGCGUUUCAUGAAUGCCAUGCAUAGCAUCAUGAAGCUGACUGCAAGGGAUGUGGCAACUGCUUUUGAUCUGUCAAGAUUUCGCUCAGCCUGUGAUUUGGGAGGCUGUACGGGAACUUUGGCCCAAGUGCUAAUACAAGAAUACCCAAAUCUAAAAGUGACUGUAUUUGACCUUCCUGAUGUCAUUGAAAAUGUUUCUGGUUUUCAACCUACUGGACAAGACACCAGUCGAAUAACUUUCACAUCAGGUGACUUUUUCAAAGAUAACAUCCCUGAAGCUGAUCUUUACAUUCUUUCAAGAGUUCUUCAUGACUGGCCAGAUGACAAGAUUGAUGCAUUAUUAAGUAAAAUUUCAGAUCUUUGCACACCAGGCUGUGCCUUGCUAGUAGCUGAAAUUGUACUUGGUGAAGAAAAGAUAGACCCUUCACGAGCUGUGCUGCAGUCCCUUAGUAUCACGGAAGGCAAGCAGAGGAGUAGCUCAGAAUACAGACAGUUAUUGGAAAAAUAUGGAUUCACCCAAGUGCAAACUAAGAUAACAGGAAACUUUUUGGAUGCUAUUUUGGGAUUAAAAAAAACCACAUAUACAGUGAAUUAAGCAGUUUGGGAUUUUGAAGUUCAACUAUUUUCAUAACACUGAUACCAUAAAUAAAGCUUAGUCAUCUAGGGAAAAGUCUUGAUCUCAUCACUUGGAGUCCUCUCAGACUCUUCCUGUACCUAAACCUUUCAAACACUGUGGUCCUACUUGUGGAUGGCUGUAAUGACUGAUCUGUGGGUAUGCACGCAAAUAUUCUCACCCAUACCAACUUAAGCCAUAGAAUAGAUGCAAAGUUUUAGACUCCUUAACCCCAGUUGCCUUAUCCUCUCUUUGCAUUCAAAACAGGCACUGGACUCAUCUUUGAGACUGCAGGACUGCACCCCUGAUCAGAUUAUAAAUGAAGAAGUGUUCUGUUCUAUGGGCACAUUUCUAGGCAUGCUUAUGACAAGUUUUUUGGAAGGCCUGGAUUUUUUUUUUUCCUUGUAUUUCUGUAUGUUACAUGUUUUGUGUGUAUUCUUGAAACUUUAGCCCAUUUUUUUGUUUUGUUUUGUUUUGUUUUUUUGGGCUGGCCAAGUAAUUCUGUUACCUCUUUACAAUUUAGGGAAUAUGAAAUUACAGGCAAAUUUUGCCUGAUUUUUCAGAAGUUGUUUUGAAUAUCACUGCAAGUUUCUAUUUUUCCACUUGACUGUGAAAUGCCAUUUUGGAACUUAAAACAAACAUGCACUUAGUUUCAAGAAUUUUUGAAUCUUGAAGUCAAACCAUUUUCAAAGCACUAAUGUACCAUAGCUCUGACUUCAUCUCACCUACUUCUGUUCAGAUAGAUAAAGUGAACUGAGAAGGUUAACACAGAGUUAGAUUUUGAAUGAGUGCAUCAGUGACUGUUAAUCCUGAAUGCUAGCCAAAGGAUAAUGAGUGGAAGAAAGUAAAAUUGCCUUUGUUUCAAUAAAAGCUUUCAUAGACAUUAAUGCAUGUAUAGUUUUGUGUCUUUUUGUGUUACCAUUUGCCAUCCACUGUUGAAUCAUAGGAUCAUAGUUGACCAUAGCUGUGAUAGCUGAUCAUUGUACCAUCAGGUCCAAUCCCCUCUUUGUGCAGAUGAGGGAAUGAACUCUCAGAGAAGUUAUGACUUGCUCAAGGUUACAGAGUAAAUGUCAGAAUGGAGGUUGAACUUAGGUCUUCUGGACUCUUAAAUGCACCAGUCUAUCUCUGUUAUGCCAUGCUACCUCUCAGAAGAACAGUUUCACUCCAGCGGGAGUUCAGGUCUUCCUGGGCGUAUCUAUUUCAAUUCUAUUCUUUUGCUUGUCACCUUUUUACAACUCUGUUCCUAUGAAUCAUAUUCUGACUUUACCUUUUCUGUAUCCUUCAGUCACUUGUCAUGGCUGAUAUGAGUCAAAAGUAUAAUGUCAAGACCUUGCCAUGGUGGACUCCUUGUAAUUUUUAAGAUGAUUUCAAUUUUUCAACACUUGUCUUGCAUUUUCAA
This is a messenger RNA of Vombatus ursinus (common wombat), 3495 nucleotides long. It is a transcript of the gene ASMTL, whose product is annotated as acetylserotonin O-methyltransferase like. Gene Ontology annotation, molecular function: O-methyltransferase activity; nucleoside triphosphate diphosphatase activity. The record is from RefSeq and is a predicted model, not a curated record. The transcript has 13 exons. Bases 177 to 2078 code for a protein of 633 amino acids. NCBI's taxonomy places the organism in Eukaryota, Metazoa, Chordata, Mammalia, Diprotodontia, Vombatidae.